Molecule: messenger RNA, 2764 nt
Organism: Durio zibethinus
Lineage: Eukaryota; Viridiplantae; Streptophyta; Magnoliopsida; Malvales; Malvaceae
Source: RefSeq, a predicted model, not a curated record
AACAGCCCCUUUGCGACCCAUGGUUUUGACGAGAUCCAACGAGCCCCUCAAACCGGCUCCGAGUCCAGCUCUGAUAAUACCACGGCUCGGUUUGAUUAUUUACUAAUCUGUCUUUAAAACCUACUCUGAUAGUUUGUCUAUUGCCCACACUCUCCUGCCCUUCCCAUACCUUUGCUUGCUUCGACUUUUCAAUUUGGACACUUCUUUUGCUUUCUCUUUUGUGUUGGGAAAAUAAAAAAUAAAAAAAAAAGACUAUCAGUUUGCUACCUUUAGUCCGCCUGACUCUGUCUCUCUCUGUCUUUUAUCUUUUCCAGUCUCCUGCAUUUUGAAUCUCAAAUCAGAGAACUGAUAGAAGUUAUCAAAUCCGACGCCAUGGAAGUAGACGACAAGCUUUUGAACAUGGGUAUUCUCAUAAUAGCAACUCUAGUAGUGGCCAAGCUCAUAUCUGUCCUCAUAAUGCCUAGAUCUAGGAAGCGGGUGCCGCCAGAAAUCAAAACCUGGCCUGUAAUUGGCGGGCUCCUUCGAUUCAUGAAGGGGCCCAUCGUGAUGCUCCGGGAGGAGUACCCAAAGCUUGGCAGUGUUUUCACGUUGAACUUGUUUAACAAGAAGAUAACUUUCUUGAUUGGGCCUGAGGUUUCAGCACACUUCUUUAAGGCUUCAGAAUCAGACCUCAGCCAGCAGGAAGUUUAUCAGUUCAAUGUGCCGACUUUUGGUCCCGGUGUGGUGUUUGAUGUGGAUUACUCAAUAAGGCAAGAGCAGUUCCGGUUCUUUACGGAGGCCCUAAGAGUUAAUAAACUUAAGGGCUAUGUUGAUCAGAUGGUUACAGAAGCUGAGGAAUACUUCUCAAAAUGGGGUGAUAGUGGUGAGGUGGACCUCAAGUAUGAGCUGGAGCAUCUGAUUAUCUUGACUGCUAGUAGGUGUCUCUUGGGUCAAGAAGUUCGUGAUAAGCUUUUUGAUGAUGUGUCUGCACUCUUCCAUGAUCUUGACAAUGGCAUGCUCCCUAUCAGUGUUAUCUUCCCUUACCUGCCAAUCCCUGCUCAUCACCGUCGCGACCGAGCUCGAAGGAAGCUUGCAGAAAUCUUUGCGAAUAUCAUUGCUUCACGUAAAAGUGCUGGCAAGUCAGAAAACGACAUGUUGCAAUAUUUCAUUGAGUCUAAGUAUAAAGAUGGUCGUCCGACUACUGAGGCUGAAGUAACUGGCUUGCUCAUUGCUGCUCUCUUUGCUGGGCAGCAUACCAGUUCCAUCACCUCUACUUGGACUGGUGCAUAUCUCCUCCGUCAUAAGGAGUUUCUAUCUGCUGUGCAGGAGGAGCAGAAACUACUAAUGCAAAAGCAUGGAAGCAAGGUUGAUCACGAUAUCUUAUCUGAGAUGGACACUUUGUAUCGAUGCAUUAAAGAAGCCCUGAGACUUCACCCCCCAUUGAUUAUGCUUCUACGCAGCUCACACAGUGAUUUUAGUGUAAAAACCCGAGAAGGGAAAGAGUAUGACAUCCCGAAGGGUCACAUUGUUGCAACAUCACCAGCUUUUGCAAAUAGGCUUCCUUACAUUUACAAGGAUCCAGACACGUAUGAUCCUGAUAGAUUCUCCGUUGGGAGGGAAGAAGACAAGGCAGCAGGGGCUUUCUCAUAUAUUUCCUUCGGAGGCGGCAGGCAUGGUUGCCUUGGUGAACCGUUUGCUUACCUUCAGAUAAAGGCUAUAUGGAGCCAUUUGUUGAGGAACUUUGAAUUGGAGCUUGUGUCACCUUUCCCUGAGAUUGACUGGAAUGCUAUGGUGGUAGGUGUGAAAGGAAAGGUGAUGGUUCAUUACAAGCGGCGACAGCUUUCUGUCAAUUAAGGUUUGUGGGUAAACUAGCAGUUCAAAUUUAUUUUCUUUAAUGUGUUUUUGAUCUUUUUUGUUCUGUUUUUAAGCUUUGGUUUAUUUCUGUUAACUAGAUCAUUCUCUGGAUUCAAUUUUCUAAUGGUUUUUGUCUAUUGCUAUAAUAUUUAUGAUUAGUUUAUGAGCAAUGAUCUGUACUUGUGUACGAUUCCUUUUUGAAGCAAUGAAGUUUUUGUAAUCUUGAUAUCAAUCCGAAAGCACUUCAUGAUUCUGCUUUAUUGUGUCUUGAUUUUUUUUUCAGCACUCAUGACCUUACUUCAGAGAAUUAGAUAGCCUAAUAAAAAAGACCAUCCUAGGUCGGGCUGUGUAGGCGAGUAAUUCUUAAUUGCCUUGUGCGAGGGUUGCAAGUUUUUCAGCUUUCAACGUUAUCUGAAUUUAAGACGGCCAAAUGACCAUUCCAAGGGGCUAGGCUAUCUAUCUAGAUUGCUUAUUGCGCCCAUAGUUGAUAUAUUUACAUCACCAUCUAUCUCCCAAGGUAUCUCAACUCUCAACUGCUGAUUUUGCUCAGCAGGUUAACAGUCAAGCUCAUGAAACUGUAAUGCAAGCAAAGCGCUUAAAAAUUUUUAAAACAAUGUCAAUUGCAGCAUGUGGAAAAUGGUUAACUGAUUGUAUUCUAUGAGUGACCCUGGAUAUGAACAUAAUCAUGGGUGCAACCUGAGUCGAGUUAGUUGGCCUUCAUCCUUGGCCUUCUUCGCACUGCUAAUGCUGGCACGAGUUCAAAGAAGCUUAUCCUUUCUUAAUAAUGAUGGGGAUUAUAACUGGAGGCAUGAAAUAAAAAUUUUGAUCUGCCAAACAGGACAGGCAAGGCAGCAAAUUGAAAAUGCAUCAUUAGUUAAAGAUCUAUAUUCCAUAAACGUCUGACUCGAACAGUUUUGUGUGAGAGAUGGGA